AAUCAUACAUAUAGUAUGUAUAGCAACUACUGGUAAAUAGGCUCACCAAACCGAUCAGUAUGCAUUUGGCCAAAGCCGACAACGGUCGAACAUAAGAAUGGACACGUUUAUAUCCAGUCUGGCGACCCGAUGGCGUUUCAUGGGUGAUAUUAUACAGUCGCUAUGGGGGGCACUGCUCGAUGUGAUUGGCGAAGAUCCCAGAACGCUGUGGGUUGUUGGCAGCACUGUGGUAAUUUUCAGUGUCUAUUGGCUGUACGCCAUUAUCUUCACCAUUAUGGAUAUUACAAACCGCCCUAAGUUUCUGCGUAAAUACAAAAUUCAACCCGGUCAGAAUGAGCCUGUCGAUCUGCAGAAGCUAUGGAAAGCCGUCAAGGUGGUGCUCUUCAAUCUGACCGUGUUAAAUCUGGGCUUUAGUUGGCUUAUGUUCGAGGUCGUGUAUAGGUAUCAGCAAAAUACGGAAAUUCGCGUUUUGCCUACUUUUGGACGCGCUCUCUUCGACUUUGCGUGCUUCGUAGUCCUGGAGGAGAUCAUGUUCUAUUAUUCGCAUCGUUUGCUUCAUCACAAGGCGAUCUAUAAGUAUGUGCAUAAGAAACAUCAUGAAUGGACUUCACCGGUGGCUGCCAUGACGCUCUAUGCCCAUCCCGUGGAGCAUAUUGUGGCCAAUUUGAUCCCGGUGGGCUUUUCAUUGGCCCUGCUGCGCUCGCACAUUGCCGUAGCAUGGAUGGUUUUUGCUUUGGCCAUCAUGAAUUCCAUGAACGACCAUGCGGGCUACAGUUUUCCUUGGUCCGGUGGAUCGGUGCGCUUUCAUGAUUAUCAUCAUGCCAAAUUCAACUACAAUUAUGGCGUCACCGGGUGGCUGGAUAAGUUGCACGGAACUUAUCGGGUGCCCCACAAAGAGGGUGCUGCAAAGGCACAGAAAGUAAAAACGUUACUGAAACCGAACCAACUAGUUAAAAAGAAAUCCAAAUAAUAAAUAUUUUUAAAAUACAUUUUAUAAC
Messenger RNA from Scaptodrosophila lebanonensis, 998 nucleotides. Its product is annotated as fatty acid hydroxylase domain-containing protein 2. The transcript has 2 exons. Gene Ontology annotation, biological process: sterol biosynthetic process. The coding region runs from base 98 to 970 and encodes 290 amino acids. Gene Ontology annotation, molecular function: C-4 methylsterol oxidase activity; iron ion binding. NCBI's taxonomy places the organism in Eukaryota, Metazoa, Arthropoda, Insecta, Diptera, Drosophilidae. The record is from RefSeq and is a predicted model, not a curated record.